AUGCAGGUCUCACACAAAACUGAAGAGUGCAAUCAAUCACUCAAAAGAUCAUCUGCUCAUGAGGAAGACAGACAAGCUCUGAAGGCCAUUCACAGGAGCAAACCUGACUCCUAUAAAACCUCCUCGAAUGAGGACUCCUCUUCAAACUCAGAAGAUGAAAAAUCUGAAUCUGAUUCUGCCUCAAAUUAUUUAUCUGUUUCAGAAGCACCUGAGCUUCUCUCAAAAUCUGAUGAAGAGAAUAUUAUAAUGGAUGUUAAUGUAAAACCAUUAUUUGACCCAGACCAUAUCGAGCACCCUAGGUCAGCUGAAUGGGUCCCUAUGGCUCAUGUAGCCAAAUAUCUUGAAUGCUGGUUGAGGAAACCCCUUGACCAAGUGGCUAGAAAUAAGCUAAGUGCUGAAUACCCUAGACCGACUUUGUCUAAGAAAGUCGCACAGACCCCGGAUCUAGAUCCCACUAUUGUGCAAUUUUUAACAAAAUCAGGGAAGAACCGAAGUAAAGGACUUGACAGAUCACUAAAAUCUUGUCAAGAUAAAUUAAUGGACAUAUCUGGUCCUGUGGCAAAAAUGUCCGAUACUUUACAACAAACUGCAGUUUCUGGAAUUCCUCCCAGCAUUGAUAUUUUGAGAGGUUGCAUUGCAUGCUUUUUGGGGAAUGCUAACGCAGCUUCGACCAGCGAAUGCCGCAGGUCUAUUUUAAUGAAAAUUGACCCUCAGUAG
This is a messenger RNA of Pelobates cultripes (western spadefoot toad), 717 nucleotides long. The record is from the annotation of a GenBank genome assembly. NCBI's taxonomy places the organism in Eukaryota, Metazoa, Chordata, Amphibia, Anura, Pelobatidae.